AUGGCCUCCUCCCAGUUCAGAAGCACACAGCACAAUUCCGAACAACUUGUCGAAAGCGCCGGCGCCAUCCUCUUUCAACUUUCCACAAAGAGGAUCUGCCUACUUCACCUGGUUGCCCGCGACGAGUACGUCCUAGCUAAAGGAAGGCGUAACAUCGGUGAAAGUCGGCAGCAAGCAGCCAUCCGCGAAGUGAAAGAAGAGACUGGCUAUGUUUGUCGCCUUCUCCCUGUGACGCUAGGAAGUCGCGCACCCCCUGCCAUAGAGACAGACCGAUUUGUUGGAGACGUCCUCCACGUUUACGAAGGGGUUACGGAGCCAUUCACUCUCCAGAUUCGCCAUUUACAACCUGAAGGAGAUUUGAAGCUGAUUUGGUGGUUCAUAGCUGUGGUCGACGAGGACAAGGCUCCAGAGGGGGAACGCGGGCCCGGCGAGGAGAAGUUCUCGGUGGAAUUCUAUGGGUUUGAUGAAGCGGUGGAGAAAUUAACAUUCAAAAUGGAUCGAGAAUUGGUGCAGCGAGCGAUCAACAUCGUCAAAGGGAGUGGAUACGGAUCUGACAAUGUCGAAAAGUCAAUGUUGACGGCGGAAUGA
Bacidia gigantensis is the source of this 588-nucleotide messenger RNA. RefSeq lists its product as uncharacterized. The coding region runs from base 1 to 588 and encodes 195 amino acids. Gene Ontology annotation, molecular function: bis(5'-nucleosyl)-tetraphosphatase (asymmetrical) activity. Gene Ontology annotation, biological process: ATP biosynthetic process; AMP biosynthetic process. Lineage: Eukaryota; Fungi; Ascomycota; Lecanoromycetes; Lecanorales; Ramalinaceae. The transcript has a single exon. The record is from RefSeq and is a predicted model, not a curated record.